Molecule: messenger RNA, 1988 nt
Organism: Beta vulgaris subsp. vulgaris (sugar beet)
Lineage: Eukaryota; Viridiplantae; Streptophyta; Magnoliopsida; Caryophyllales; Amaranthaceae
Product: probable N-acetyltransferase HLS1
Exons: 3
Coding region: 471-1727 (418 amino acids)
Molecular function (GO): acyltransferase activity, transferring groups other than amino-acyl groups
Source: RefSeq, a predicted model, not a curated record
AUAUUCUCCCUUUUAAAUACAAACUUAACGGUUUUUCUUCUUCUCCUUUCCUAUAAAAACAACCAAAAAAAACAAAUCUUUAUAUUAUAUUCGAAAUUCAACAUCCUCUGUUCUACAACUAUAUCUAUCUAUUCUUCUCUCUAUAUAUAAAUAUAUUUAUCAUCCUUUGCUUAUUAUAGCCUUCUCUAUACAUACAUAAAACAUAAAAGCUUCCUUACAAUUCACGUUAUUAUUUUCUUCUUACUCAUCUUCUACCUCUGUCAUAUUAGCGGCGCCUCCUUGAAAAAGCUGCAAUUUUUACAUUUUAUAUCUAUCAUAUUUUUCUUCCCCCAAAAAACAGAUUAUAUUUGUUUGCUUCUAUGAUAUGAAUUUCGUGUCUAUAUAUAUAGAGGUACAUGUAGAGUAGUUUUCCAUAACAACACAGUGAGUUUGAGUUGUUAAGAGAUAAAAGAAAUAGAAGAAAAGAAAAGAUGGUGAUGAUGAAGAAGAAAGUAGUAGUAGUUAUUAGAGAAUAUGAGAAAGAAAGAGAUAGUAAAGAAGUUGAAGAGGUAGAAAGAAGGUGUGAAGUUGGUCCCAGUUCCAAAGUUUCUCUAUUCACUGACCUCUUAGGGGACCCUCUUUGCCGCAUACGCCAUUCCCCUGCUUUUCUCAUGCUUGUAGCUGAAGUGGUGGAAGAAGAUGAAGAAACUGGAAAAGAAAAAAGAGAGAUAGUGGGAAUGAUUAGAGGAUGUAUUAAAACCGUUACAUGUGAUAAAAAAUUUCCACGACCUUCCAAGUCUACCCUUUAUGACGCUACUAAACCUCUCCCUAUUUUCACCAAAUUAGCCUACAUCUUAGGCCUUCGUGUAUCUCCUUCACAUAGGCGGAUGGGGAUAGCCUCGAAGUUGGUGAAUAAACUUGAAGAAUGGUUUCGUCAAAGUGGAGCUGAGUAUUCUUACUUAGCCACUGAAAGUAAAAACGAAGCUUCUAUAUCUUUAUUUACUCAAAAGAGUGGGUACUCAAAAUUUCGGACUCCUUCAAUAUUAGUCCAACCCGUUUUUGAACACCGGGCUAAGGUAUCGGGUCGGGUGACAAUCAUCCGGGUUCGGCCUUCUGAUGCCGAAAUCCUCUACCGCAAGAAGUACUCCACUACGGAAUUCUUCCCACGAGACAUCGAUGCCGUGCUACACAAUAGACUAACACUUGGUACGUUUGUUGCUGUGCCGCGUGAGUCAUACGCGCCAGGAUCAUGGCCUGGGGCGGAGAAGUUUUUGUCGAACACGCCCGAAUCGUGGGCUUUACUUAGUGUUUGGAACUGUAGUGAAGUGUGGAGGUUGGAAGUACGUGGUGCAUCGCGCGUGGGUAAAGGAUUGGCUAAAACAAGUAGAGUUAUGGACCGGGCUUUACCUUUUCUUAAAAUUCCUUCAUUUCCAGAGGUUUUCAAGCCAUUUGGGCUUCAUUUUUUGUAUGGGCUUGGAGGUGAAGGCCCACAAUCUGUGAAGUAUAUAAAGGCUUUAUGUGGAUUUGCACAUAACUUGGCCCAAGAAAAGGGGUGCAGUGUAGUGGCUACUGAGGUAGCUUCAAGAGAUCCGCUUAAAUUAGGAAUCCCACACUGGAAGAAACUAUCUUGCGCCGAAGAUUUAUGGUGUAUUAAAAGACUUGGGGAAGAUUACAGUGACGGGACUGUGGGUGACUGGACUAAGUCACCGCCUGGUGUAUCUAUCUUUGUUGACCCUCGAGAGUUUUAAGAUUACUACUAGUUUUAGUAAUACUAGUUAUUUUCAGUAACCUCGUAAUUUCUAACAUAUCUCAAUUUAACUGCGGAAUGAAAUUAGAACAAAACAAAAAAAAAAACUAAAUAGUUUGUCUUUUUUAUGUUUUUUUAGUUAAGUAAUCCGUAGAUUGUAACGAUUUUGAUAGUUAACAUAAUAUAAUAUUUGCAAAAAAAAAAAGGACGUUGGUUGUCCUAUCAGAUUGAAACCUCGCAUCCGUCUAUUUCACCAAUUAUA